Molecule: messenger RNA, 3517 nt
Organism: Zea mays
Lineage: Eukaryota; Viridiplantae; Streptophyta; Magnoliopsida; Poales; Poaceae
Exons: 10
Coding region: 507-2999 (830 amino acids)
Biological process (GO): regulation of DNA-templated transcription
Molecular function (GO): lipid binding; DNA-binding transcription factor activity, RNA polymerase II-specific; DNA binding
Source: RefSeq, a predicted model, not a curated record
CACUCGUCCGCAAUAACUCCUUCCUCCCUUCUCCACAUUCUCUUCCACUUCCACCUCCGUCCGUUCCCCUUCUCCUCCUCCUCUCCUCCCCUUCCAUGCCCUCUUAGCUUCUGAAGGUCUCCGCCACCUCCUGCUAGCUACCCUUCUGAGCUUUCAAGCUUUGCUGAACGCACGCGGGCGGACGCGGUAAAGCAUCACAUCUUCUUUGAGAGCUGCAGGGAAGAGAUCGAUAAGAGUUCUAUUUUUUGCAAAGGCACACAGACAUAUAUAGUUCUUCUGCUAGAUCUCACCGCCAGUCAGCUCGCAGCGAAGGUUCCCUGGGCUACCUUGUCGCUGGAUCUGUUGCUGGUCGUGUUGUUACUUGUCAGGCAAGGUAUAAUAUAUCUCCGUACAGCUAGGAAUAGGAUUGGGUAGUAGGGGGGUACGCAUGUGCCAGUGAAGAAAUGGGAAGGAGCUAGUGUGGAGGCAGCAAGAAUUAGGGUUGGAGAGGUUCCGCGAGAGGAGAAAUGAUGAUCCCGGCGAGGCACAUGCCGCCGACGAUGAUCGUCCGGAACGGCGGCGCGGCGUACGGGUCCUCGUCGGCACUGUCGCUCGGCCAGCCGAACUUGAUGGACAACCAGCAGCUCCAGUUCCAGCAAGCGUUGCAGCAGCAGCACCUGCUGCUGGACCAGAUCCCGGCGACGACGGCGGAGAGCUGCGACAACACGGGGCGCGGCGGUGGUGGCCGGGGGUCCGACCCACUGGCCGACGAGUUCGAGAGCAAGUCCGGCAGCGAGAACGUGGACGGCGUCUCCGUGGACGACCAGGACGACCCCAACCAGCGGCCCAGCAAGAAGAAGCGCUACCACCGCCACACCCUGCAUCAGAUCCAGGAGAUGGAAGCUUUCUUCAAGGAAUGCCCGCACCCGGACGACAAGCAGCGCAAGGAGCUGAGUCGGGAGCUGGGUCUGGUACCCCUCCAGGUCAAGUUCUGGUUCCAGAACAAGCGCACGCAAAUGAAGAACCAGCACGAGCGGCAGGAGAACUCGCAGCUGAGGGCGGAGAACGAGAAGCUGCGCGCGGAGAACAUGCGGUACAAGGAGGCCCUCAGCAGCGCGUCCUGCCCCAACUGCGGCGGGCCGGCCGCGCUCGGCGAGAUGUCCUUCGACGAGCACCACCUCCGCGUCGAGAACGCGCGGCUCCGGGAGGAGAUCGACAGGAUCUCCGCCAUCGCCGCCAAGUACGUGGGCAAGCCCAUGGUGUCCUUCCCCGUGCUGUCCAGCCCGCUCGCUGGGGCGCGUCCGUCGCCGCUGGACAUCGACAGCGGUGGCGUACUGGGGGGUGCUGCCACUUAUGGCGGCGCCGCUGACAUCUUCGGCGGCGGCGGCGGCGUCGCUGCUUGUGGUGCGGCCAGGGAUUGUGACAAGCCUAUGAUUGUGGAGCUGGCUGUGACGGCCAUGGAGGAGCUGGUUCGGAUGGCGCAGCUGGACGAGCCGCUGUGGAACGCGCCGGCAGGCGGGCACGACGGGUCUGCUGAGACGCUGAACGAGGAGGAGUACGCGCGCAUGUUCGUCCCUGCUGGAGGGCUCGGGCUAAAAAAGCAGUACGGGUUCAAGUCGGAGGCGUCGCGCGACAGCUCCGUCGUCAUCAUGACCCAUGCCAGCCUCGUCGAGAUCCUCAUGGACGUGAAUCAGUAUGCGACGGUGUUCUCGAGCAUCGUGUCGAGAGCUGCGACGCUGGAGGUGCUGUCCACCGGCGUGGCUGGGAACUACAAUGGCGCAUUGCAAGUGAUGUCGGUUGAGUUUCAGGUGCCUUCCCCACUGGUGCCGACUAGGGAUAGCUAUUUCGUGAGGUACUGCAAGCAGAACGCGGAUGGAACAUGGGCCGUCGUCGACGUCUCGCUGGACACCAGCUCAGUCCUCAAGUGCCGGCGCCGGCCGUCGGGAUGCCUGAUCCAGGAAAUGCCCAAUGGCUACUCAAAGGUGACCUGGGUGGAACACGUCGAGGUGGAUGACAGGUCGGUAAACGGCAUCUACAAACUGCUGGUGGACUCAGGGCUCGCCUUCGGUGCACGCCGAUGGGUCGGAACGCUGGACCGCCAGUGCGAGCGCCUUGCCAGUGUCAUGGCCAGCAACAUUCCGACCAGUGACAUCGGCGUGAUCACUAGCACGGAGGGGAGGAAGAGCAUGCUGAAGCUGGCUGAGAGGAUGGUGACGAGCUUCUGCGGUGGCGUGACGGCCUCAGCCGCGCACCAGUGGACGACGCUGUCCGGCAGUGGUGCUGACGACGUCCGUGUCAUGACCAGGAAGAGCGUCGACGACCCUGGCAGGCCGCCGGGCAUAGUCCUCAAUGCUGCCACCUCUUUCUGGCUCCCUAUCACACCCAAGCGUGUCUUCGACUUCCUCCGUGACGAAAGCUCUCGCAGCGAGGCACGCACCCGCGCGCCCACCCAUACCCAGUUUUUUUUUAAUCGAGAACACGUUCUACCUAGCUAUGAACCGCCUUUUCUUUUUUUCUUUUUUCUUUUUUUGCAGUGGGACAUCCUCUCCAAUGGCGGCGUCGUUCAAGAAAUGGCUCACAUUGCCAAUGGCCGCGACCAUGGCAACUGCGUCUCGCUUCUUCGUGUCAAUCAGAGCACCAACUCGACCCAAAGCAACAUGCUGAUCCUGCAAGAGAGCUGCACGGACGCCUCGGGCUCGUACGUCAUCUAUGCGCCGGUGGACGUGGUGGCCAUGAACGUGGUCCUCAACGGCGGCGACCCCGACUACGUGGCGCUCCUGCCCUCUGGCUUCGCCAUCCUGCCCGACGGCCCGUCAGGCAGCAGCAACAUGCAAGGCGGUGGCGGUGGCGGCGUCGGCUCAGGCGGGUCGCUCCUGACGGUGGCGUUCCAGAUCUUGGUCGACUCCGUCCCCACCGCCAAGCUCUCGCUGGGGUCGGUGGCGACCGUGAACAGCCUCAUCGCCCGCACCGUGGAGCGCAUCAAGGCGGCGGUCUCCGGCGAGAGUGUUACCCAGCAGUAGCUAGCUUAGUCGAAUCAGACACUCUUCUUAUCCUUGCAUCAUUGAAGGAGCAGCAAGUUUUAGAGCUUUCAUCAGUGGGAAGUCAAGAACGCACCUCAGACUCUCCUUGCCAUGUGGUGCUCAUAGUUCGAGUUCUUUUUUCGCCUAGUUUCCCCAAAAUUUCUGGGUAGAAAUAUUUCAGUCGCGCAACAAGAAAAUGAGUCACCACUACGCAAGGGUUGUUGGUUCGGGUAUUGACUUCCUCUACAUGUCGGCCUCUCGGAUGCUGCUACCUCUGAAUUUAGGCUUCUUUUUCUUCUCUUGUGGGAUACAAAAACCGUAAUUUAGCAUGUAAUUUGUGCUGUUGCUGCAGUUGUUCAGAUUUAUCCAGCAUAUAUCCUGGAUUCCCCAAAUUGAGAUUUAUUUGUGUCCCUUAGUUUUGUGUCUAGCCACCAUCUCAGACGUGCCUGUGUGUCUCAGUUAUUGCCUUGUGCUUGCAUACUUGCGUUAUUGCUGAGUGUCUUCACUGCUAUUUUGCA